AUGGAAAAAAUCUCAAGUGGUAAAUUAGGAGAUGGAGGACAAAGAAGCAGCAAGCGUCCUAGGAGAUCGAGGAGUGCAAGUCAACCUCGAAUCAACUACCGAGAAGAAAAUUCUGAGGAAGAAGAGGAUCCUGCGGAAGAUGAAGAAAGUGCAACAGAUGAACAGACAAAUGAACCACAAGGACACGAAGAAAGAGAUGAAAUUUGUUGUGCAAGAAGUGUGGCUCAACAGCUGGGAGCAGGACUUUCCAAAAAUGGUCCCGUUUCUUGGAUCGUGUCCGACCCUGAACUUCUUGAUUGCCCCAUUUGCUUCGAGCCCUUGACCAGUCGUGUAUUUCAGUGUGAAGAUGGGCACAUAGUUUGCUCUCUUUGUUGUACUCGAUUGGGAAGAUGUUCUACCUGCCCUUUGCCUGUUGGAAAUAUCCGCUGCAGGGCGAUUGAGAAAGUUUUAGAAUCUGUCAAAGUAAGAUGCCCAAACACAAACUUGUUUCGUUACAGCCUCCAGAAGGAUCAUGAGCAGACAUGCCAGCAUGUACCUUGUUCGUGCCCUCUUUCACACUGCAACUUCAUCAGUACAUCCACCAAGUUAUACCAACAUUUCAGUGAGAAGCAUCAGAAUUCAGCUGUACACUUCAUGUACAACAGAGUCCUAAACAUUGUCUUGAAUGUCGAUAACACGUUUAUUGUCCUUCAAGAAGAGAAAUAUGGUGACCUUUUCAUUCUCAACAAUAUGAUUGAACUCCGUGGGAAUGUAAUAUCUGUUACUUAUAUUGCUCCUCCGGCAAGGAAGGAGAGUCUCGUAUACGAUCUCAUGGCAAGGUCUGGUGGAAUCUCCCGCAGAUUCCAGUCAUUAGCAAAGACCAUUCAGAAGGGGGAUGAUAAUAUACCUGCUUUGGAAGAGAGUCUUCUGGUACCAGCUGACAUGUUUGGUUAUUAUGGGCAGCUCAAAUUGCAAAUUCUCAUAUCCAAGUCAAGGAAUUAA
Messenger RNA from Pistacia vera, 981 nucleotides. RefSeq names its product E3 ubiquitin-protein ligase SINA-like 10. Gene Ontology annotation, molecular function: zinc ion binding. The coding region runs from base 1 to 981 and encodes 326 amino acids. The transcript has 2 exons. NCBI's taxonomy places the organism in Eukaryota, Viridiplantae, Streptophyta, Magnoliopsida, Sapindales, Anacardiaceae. The record is from RefSeq and is a predicted model, not a curated record.